AUGGAUCUCUCUAUGAUUCUUAGUCCCGCUAUUGAGGAGGAGGAGACCGGUCGUCCACGUGCUUCUGCUCGACGCGAGUCUGGCCACAACUGGAGCUUUGACGAGCUUCAGUGUGCCGUGUCGAUCCUCCAUGACUUCCAACAACCCGCUACAGAGUCAUCCGCACCUUUGCAGGGCAAUUUGCGAGAUGCUAGUGGCGUCAAGCAAGCGCGCUCCUUUGCUAAGCAGACGCACGAGUACAAAUUGGACGAAACUGACGACGUGAAGCUAUCGAAUCUUCGUCUCGACGACGAGGCCCACAUGACGGCUGGUCGUAAAGAUGAAAAGGAAAACAAUAAAGGAGAUCUUCAGCAGCACCACGUGUCUAGCAGAGUGUGGGGGGACGACAGUAUGUCUAAGCUGGACCUUCUGGUUCAAGCAGAUGCUGUUAUCAAGCAACAACGUCCUGAAUCGUCAACUACUUGCUCAGGUGACAAGGUACAACAAGUACGCAGUGGGGUGUGGUCUCGAGCUGAAGAAGAGUAUGCGUCGGCACUCGUGUCGUACUUCCUUCAAGGACUACUGGAUCUGGCUGAAGGCACGACGCUUCGCAAAUUCUUGGCGGACGAACUAUGCUGCAGUCGUCGACGUAUCUCGAUGAAAUUAGCUACGGAAUCGUUGGCCGGUCAAAGAAUUCCGCGCAAAUUGGGAGCCUUUGCGUUUGUAGCUGCCCAGCGUCUACCGAGUGAUGAGGACCGCCUGAAAGUUGAGCGUGUGCUUGAAAAACUUCGAGACGCCAACUUUAGUCUGGGUCUUGAGGGUGGCCGCUAUCACAGCCACGAUGAGGACAAGAGCCGUUCAUUCGACAAGCUCUUUUACUCGGAUGAAGCUGAUGGUGAAAAGCAUGCGUUCCCCCUCCAUCAUGACCAAAUGAGAAGGUCGGCCCGUAUCGGACGUAAGACAAGCAAGCCUACUAUCAUCCGCACAGGCUUUGAGUCUCUCGAAGAAGAAGAGUUUGUUACAACGAUGGUCGAGUUCUUUAUGGCUGGUGUUCUAGAUCUACCUGAAGGUACAAAGCUCGUACGUUAUUUAUGCCAACAACUAGGCUGCACGUCUAAGCAGUUGUCCCUCAAGUUGGCGCCGCAACACAUGGGUGAACUCAAGUUUCCGGUCAACGUCGGAUCUAUUAUAUACAUGCGCAAAAAACCAGGGGUUUUCUCACCUCCUAGCUUGGAAAAAGACGCCUUCUCCGAGGAGUUGUUUGAAGUGGAAAGCCGUCUAACCGAGUUAAGAUUAGCUCAUGAGAAAGCACACAAGAAAACUUCCCUUCCAGUAGUGACGCUCGAAAAGCGUGAGCGCAAGUCCAGUACAGCCACUGUAUCCAGAACAAGAGCAGCUAGUGUGGCCAGUACGCCUGACGCAAGCCCUGUACGCUCCUUCCAGCGCAGCGGACCAUGGUCUCAUGGUGAAGAGGUCUAUGCUGCGGCAUUGAUCGACUGUUUCUUCAAAGGUGUACUGGACAUUGCCGAAGGCACCACACUUCGUGCCUUUUUGUCGGCACGAUUGUGUUGUAACCCCAUGCGUAUUUCCAAGAAACUCUCCAGUGAAUCAAUCGCCGAGAUUCGUAUUCCCAAGAAACUAGGUUCCUCUACUUAUGUGCUCCAUGCCGAAGUGACGCCUGAAGAGCAGGCAGACACGGAGGAAUCAUUGCGAAGCUUGCAGGAUAUGUACCUGCACUCAAGCUCAAAGAAACGUGGCUCUGUGCUGGGCUCAAAGCGUCCUCGAUCAGCUGUGAGCAGUGCUUCUCGCUUGCAAGCAGCAACAAGAGUCGGCACGGACUCGGAUGCUACCAAGCUAGACUCCAAAGCUCAUAGUGUCGGAAAUAAAGUUCGAGAGACGCCAAAAGACAGAGAAGACACAAGAAGCACAAAGACAGCAUUCUAA
Messenger RNA from Peronospora farinosa, 1923 nucleotides. The record is from the annotation of a GenBank genome assembly. NCBI's taxonomy places the organism in Eukaryota, Oomycota, Peronosporomycetes, Peronosporales, Peronosporaceae.